GCCUGCCCUCGUGCGAGAUCUGAGAGAGAGAGGUAUUAACAGUGUGAGAGAAAUUUGGCGUCUUUCCCGUCUUCGAUCUCUCUCGUUUGCGAGGAAAGAGGGAGGAUUUGAGCAGAGAGGUGGACAAGGAGAAGAAAAGGUAGGAGUUUUUUUUGUUUUUUUUUAGGGUGGAUCUGUGCUGAGGGAUGACGGCGGAAGGAGGGCGGCAGCCGACGUGGAAGGAGAGGGAGAACAACAAGCGGCGGGAGCGGCGACGGCGGGCGAUCGCGGCCAAGAUCUUCUCCGGGCUGCGGGCGAUGGGUAACUACAAGCUUCCCAAGCACUGCGACAACAACGAGGUCCUCAAGGCCUUGUGCCGUGAGACCGGGUGGAUCGUCGAGGAGGACGGCACCACUUACCGAAAGGGUUGCAAGCUACCACCAGCACCUCCACAAUCAUUACUUGCUGCUCCAUCUUCUGGCAUAAGUCCAAGCUCCUCGUCCCCUCUGUUGAGCCCUCUCUCCUCAUCUUUCCCAAGUCCUGCUCCUUCCUACCAUGCAAGCCCAUCGACAUCGUCUUUCCCAAGCCCCAGCCGCCAUGAUAAUGUCCACAACCCCAGUGUCAAUCCCUCGUAUCUCCUCCCGUUUCUCCAAAAUCUUACCUCCCUUCCCCCGUUUUGCAUGUCUAAUAGUGCCCCAGUGACCCCGCCAAUAUCAUCCCCUACUGCCUCCCGCCCACCCAAGAUUCCGAACCUAGACAAUGCAUUCUGCCAUUCUCUUUAUGCUAUUUCUGCUCCUUCUAGCCCCAAUAGAGACCACCAACCGGUGCAACCCACCACAAUACCUGAAUGCGACGAGUCCGAUGCAUCCACGAUUGACUCUGGCCAGGGGGUCAGCUCCCAGACAGCAGCCCCUGGUUCCCCGACUUUCAACCUUGUUAAGCCCUUUGCUGUGAUGGAGGGGACUGCAGCAAGCUCAUCCGGAGGGAUGCCAGAGAGGGGACGAGAUGGCGUGGAGUUUGAAUUUGAGAACAUGUGGGUGAAACCAUGGGAGGGCGAGAAAAUUCACGACGUUGGACCAGAUGACAUUCAGCUCACUUUGGGAAUCGGAGGUGCGACACCAAAGUGAAACACCACAUGCUAGAUCUUUGCUUACUUUGUGCAUUUGUUUUCCAAGUUCAGUAUCCGUUCAUUGUUGUCUAGAUAUUCUCAGCAUGUGAUUCUGCUGCCCCCAUUCAUUGUCUUGGUCUAAAGUAGCCGAGUUGUGCCAAUGACUUAAUGAUUUCCAUCUGAAUGUAUUAUGUGAAGAUUUUUCAUGUGAAGAUUACAGAUUUUGAAUUAA
Molecule: messenger RNA, 1319 nt
Organism: Zingiber officinale
Lineage: Eukaryota; Viridiplantae; Streptophyta; Magnoliopsida; Zingiberales; Zingiberaceae
Product: protein BZR1 homolog 1-like
Exons: 2
Coding region: 186-1106 (306 amino acids)
Biological process (GO): DNA-templated transcription; brassinosteroid mediated signaling pathway
Molecular function (GO): DNA-binding transcription factor activity
Source: RefSeq, a predicted model, not a curated record